UCUAUGCUGGGUAGGUAAGGACAAAUGUUAACACAAGGAGGAAGCAUAUAAGCUGCAGCAGCUGGGGCAUAGCAGACUCACAUUAAGGAGGCCCAGCAACAAAGAAAGCUGCCACAUCUGUUGAUGAGACAUACCUUGAGCUCUUUUGAGUGCAAAGUUGGUUUUCUCAUGGAGAUUUCAUCCAUUACAGGGUUACCUGAUCAGGAAAUGAUGGGGGAUCCUACAUUACUCCAUCAGUGGCACAGUGAUGAUUCUAGCUUGCUGCCAAUGGCUGCUGCUUUUGGAGAGACUUUGCAACAUCAUUCAUUCACUUAUCCAAACUUCAACCUCAUAACUCCCAUGAAUCAGUUUCAGUUGGGUUCAAAUCACAUGAGUCAGUUUCAGUUGGGGUUGCAAAAACUUAAGGAUGAGAUGGGUUGUCCAACAAUCAAUAUCACAACUCCUCUGGACAUGAUCUCUCAAGGAAACCUUGAGGAUCAAAACUAUGUCUUCAAGACCUGCCAGGAGGAUCACAAAAAGAUAUUGACACGUCCAAAACUUUCUCAACCUCAGGACCACAUUAUAGCUGAAAGAAAGCGGCGAGAGAAGCUCAGCCAGCAGUUCAUUGCUCUAUCUGCCCUUGUCCCUGGACUACAAAAGAUGGACAAAGCUUCUGUUCUUGGAGAUACUAUCAAGUACCUGAAGCAACUGCAGGAGAAAGUGAGGGCUCUUGAGGAGGAGCAGAACUUGAAGAAAAAUGUGCAGUCUGUGGUAAUUGUAAAGAAGUCUCAACUUUCCAAUGAUGUUGAAAACUAUUCUCUAGAAUCUGGUGGUUCCUUUGACAAGGAACUGCCUGAAAUUGAAGCAAGAUUUUGUGAGAGAAAUGUUCUCAUACGAGUUCACUGUGAGAAGAGCAAAGGAGUGGUAGAAAAAACAAUCCAUGAAAUUGAGAAACUCCACCUAAAAGUCAUCAAUAGCACUGCUUUGACAUUUGGGAGCUGUGCCCUUGAUAUAACAAUUAUUGCUCAGAUGGAUGUGGGAUUUUGCAUGACAGUCAAGGAUCUUGUGAGAAAACUACGUUCAGCUUUUACAUCUUUCAUGUGAGGAUGUUCUUUUAGUUCAUACUAAACUGUAGAAAGACCCCGAAAGCAUGAUAAAAAUAGGAGUUAAAAUCAACUCUUCAGCAAUUUAAAGUUUCAGUUCUUCUGUAAUGUUUCUGUUUACAAGGCCUGUGAUGUCAUCCAUCCAAGCUUGCUGUGUUUUUGCAUGGUAAACAUGUUGACCAUGUUAGUGCACUCAGCUAAAGCAGGAAAUCUGGCUUCACUGGUUCCAUAUCCAAUAAUCAUGUUGAAUCUACUACCUCUUUUGCUGGGUGGUUUCUAAACAGGCCCACCCUGCUUCAUUGGUAUGAUGAGGCUUUUUAUUUGUCUUCUUAUGUUGUGUGUCGGUCAAGUGUAAACUAAUCAUAAAAAUACAUGACACCAACUUUCUGUACUCAAUUUGUAAUCCUCAAUAAUUUAAGGAAGAAAGAAAGAUCUUGAAAUAUUUAUUCUA
Lotus japonicus is the source of this 1533-nucleotide messenger RNA. Its product is annotated as transcription factor bHLH25-like. The transcript has 5 exons. Gene Ontology annotation, molecular function: protein dimerization activity. The record is from RefSeq and is a predicted model, not a curated record. The coding region runs from base 124 to 1083 and encodes 319 amino acids. Lineage: Eukaryota; Viridiplantae; Streptophyta; Magnoliopsida; Fabales; Fabaceae.